This is a messenger RNA of Cylindrotheca closterium, 2532 nucleotides long. NCBI's taxonomy places the organism in Eukaryota, Bacillariophyta, Bacillariophyceae, Bacillariales, Bacillariaceae. The record is from the annotation of a GenBank genome assembly.
AUGUCCAGCAGGCCCACAUCCGAAAGCGAAGAUGGCAGAAUGGAUGGAAGUGCCAUGGGAGACGUGAAUAUCAAUGGAUCUCACCAAGAAGAGCAAGACAACGGGGACAAAGAAGAUCAUGUCCAGAGGAACAAACAAGACGAUGCUGAAGCAGACUACAAGUUUGGCCCUAUAUUGUCCAUAGGAAAGGCCAAACACUCCACUAGGAUGCAAACAAAAUCAGCUCUUGCCCAUUUUUCCAUAUUCUUGGCUGGGUAUUGGGAUCGUCUCAGCUCUCUCAAAGACUACUCGUCCCAAGACCAAAAGCAGCUCUAUCUCCUCCUUGAGGACAAGGAUUUGAAGGAGGAGCUCAUUGGCUCCUUCUGCAACUACCUGUCAGAUGCAGAUUCAAAAGGCAAGAGCAGGGACGGGAAGAUAGGGUGGGGGACAGCCCAAAACUACGUUUCAGCAGAUCGGAAUUAUUCCCUUAACAACCCUCAACUACACCCACUCUUGUCCAAGGACAAACUGAAGGAAUGCUUUGGCGACACGUCCUACCUGUCCAAGAGCCGUAUCUCCAUGAGGAAGGCUAUCAGUAACAGAAGUAAAGAGCAUGGAAUCCCACUGGUCCAGCCCAAAGCCGGGGCCUUGAGAUCAGACUGGAUUGCCAUAGCCGCCAUUUGUGUGUUCUGUGGAUCAGAGGACCUUGCCGAGUUUUGGGCACUAUGUGUAGGUUUGAUCCACAUGGCAUCUAGAGGCAACGAAAUGGGGUACUUAAAGCACCAGCAUGGAAGGUGUGUAGACUGUCCCACUAGCUCUCCUGGGGGGCUUGCAGCUGCUUAUGAAGUCAACAACUUCAAGCAAGGUGGGACCUACCAGCUCAUGCAUAUAUUCCCCCAUGCAACCAACUGGGAGCUAGAUUGGUUUUUUGCCCAAGCCUACCACAUGUGCUUGUCUCAAACCAACUCCGAAUAUGUAUUCCCCCAUACCUCACAAGCUGCCUUAAAGACCAACAAGGAAGACAAGUACGAUUCCUCUGGAGUUUCCAAGAUGUGGGGCGAUAGAUUCAAAUCUGUGCUUAGGAAAUUGGAAGAUGCUAAAGCCAAACUUGCAGCUGUAACUGGUGCUCCAAGUUACCUCUAUCAUCAGUUUACACCUGGUCUUUGCUCACAUUCUCCAAGAAAGUUCAUCAUCACCGAAAUGGGACGGACGUUGAGAGCCAUUUAUUUCAUUUUCAGGGCAGGCUGGACUGUCCAAAAUGUCCAUACUAUCUUUGAUUACAUCGUAAAAGACUCCCAUCAUGAUGUAGAGGCCGCCAAAACAUCUGCGGGCUGGAAAAACAAGUGGAAUGAUCAGGUUUGGGGUGGGUAUUCCAAUCAGCUUUCAGACUUGGCAACUCCGGAAGAAAGAGAAAAGUUUGAUGAAUUCACAAUCAUUCUUUUCUUCAACCAACACACACACAUGGACAGGAAUUUGCGGCACCUACAUGGGUUCAGUGUCCUGCGGUUCUAUCAAGAUUUUGAGCAAUUUCUAAAAGACGCUCAAGUCCAACCAGGAAGUCAAAUAUUUGUUCAAUUGGUUGAGCAUGCGCUUCAACAAGCAAAAGUCUCAAGAGACAUGUUUGAUUCUUGGCAACAGGAGAUACGAACCAAGUUCAAACAGAGGAACUGGUAUGGGAUGAGCCUCCAUGAUGUGCCAGAGUUUGAAAUUGAUUCGAAGCCACUCAUUGAAGACAUGGCCAAGUUGAAAUCAGCGACCCUGCAUAUUUCCCAGGGUCUACAUAAUGUUGAUGAUGACGUUGCAAAGCUAAACAAAAAUUUGGAGCAAUUGCACAGAAAAGUUGCCUUGGUACUUGACAGGCAGGAACAAAACUCCAUCCUUCUCCAAAGGUUGCUGGAUGGACUUGCAAAUAGAGGAAUUCCAAUCAAUAUUGGUGAACCACCUUCCUUGGCGGCACAGGUACCUACUACAGCUCAGCCUACAGCAGUGGCAGCAGCAGUGGCAGCAUUUACUCCUGUCGAAUUGGAAGGUGCACAAGAGGUAGUACCAGUGCCUUGGCCUGGGCAACAGACAAGGAACACAAAUAUUGAAUUUGAUGUUGUUUUCAAGAACAGAUACAAGGGCUCAGUGUCAUGUGUCAUCAUUUUCAAGGCAUGGUUCCAGAACCAGUUGGCUGUUGCGUUUUACAAUAUGGAGAAAGGGGCGCAAAUCAAGAGCAGAAACUCCUUUUCCAGUUGCAAAAAAGUUGUUGACAUGAUGUUGAAGAGUCUUGAGAAGUAUCCGGACCAAGACGAUGAUCUAGAUGUGCUUGCCAAGGAAGCGAUGAGUAGUAUCAUGGCCAGCAAUGAGCUUGGAAAGGAACCUACAAGGAGUCGAAUGGUCACAAAUUCAAAACAGCAUGGCAUCUGCCUUUAUGAUAAAGGCAAUUACAUAGAGAGACCAUUCCCUCCAGACACACCUGACACUGUUGUUCAGUUUUUCAAUGCCCGUGGCAACAAUCCUGCUGGAGCAAAAAAGAGGAAACAUGAUCUUAUGGAGGCAGAUAUAGAGUAA